Messenger RNA from Peronospora matthiolae, 333 nucleotides. The record is from the annotation of a GenBank genome assembly. Lineage: Eukaryota; Oomycota; Peronosporomycetes; Peronosporales; Peronosporaceae.
AUGCAGACGCUCCUGGACCAGCUGCUCGUCUACUUGCUGUCCAGUGGCAAAGUCGUUGCCGUUGCGGGCGUCCUCAUAAACGUCAUGCUCCUGCUCUUUGCUGGGUUCAACCCGCCUGCUGCUGUCAUCCCGGACCGUUACCGAUGGCUCUUUGACAUCACUCCACAGUGCUGUUCCCUUUCGAUCCUCGUCUCGCUCGUGUUCGGCAACUGUCCUGAAGAUCUGGUGUACGAUGAGGUUACGAAGGGCUUACCUACGUGCGAUCGGAACUCGAUUGUUAACCUCUAUGAAUUGCACCGCCGCAUGCAGACACUUAUAUCUGCUGGUCGGUAG